GCCCGAAAAAUGUCGUCGGAAACGAACGAUGAUUUGCUUAGCUACGAGUUGGGCUGCGACGAUCCGGCCAUCCUUAACGAGGAUGAGCUGCUGCUAUCGGACGACGAGGGCGGCAUCAAGCUUGAUCAGCAGGACGAAGAGUUUCUGCUGAGCGAAUCGGAAGAGUGGGUGAACCGGCAGCUUGCGGCCCGUGAAUCCGGUGCGAACGAAAGUGCUACGGAACAGGACACCCCGACGGUGGUGGAGUCGGCGGCCCCCAGGGAUCCACCUAGGCGAAGGGAAGAGAAAGUAGAUCGGGCCGAGGACUGUAAUGAAGCCAGUGUAGAAGUGGAAAAUGGGAACACGGAUGUGCUGGAGCCAUACCAUCCCGUGGAGCCAGCUAUCACUGAACCAGAAACCAGUAGCUACGAUGAGCAGCAUGAUGUGGCUUACGAUAGUCGCACGGAAGCGUCGUUUGCUACUACGACAGACACUGACGGUACCGAGGCGGACAGUGGAUCCGUGUUGGCUACCUCACAGGACACCGAGGCAACCGAGUCGACCAACCAAACAUCAUCGAAGCAAUCGACAGAAUGUCCAUCAAGUAGGCAUUCGUCUGAGGAUGGCAGCCGGGCAAUGGUAGGAUCCCGAUCAUACGGAUCUUCAGGAAACUCGGCAAGAGAUAAUAGCGGUGCAGAAGCAAGCGGUGGAACGGUACGAUCGGACCGGUUAACGGCGAGCCAACAGUGUGAUACAACAUCAUCGGAAGAUGUGAUCGAACCGUACACUGGCAAUAGUAGUGCCACCGUCGAGCUAGAAUCCUUCUACGACACGGACGAAUCGAGUGAGAAGCGUGGCUGGAAGAAUGAAACGAAAACGGAUGCUCGGAAUAGUGCCGGGCAACAUCAGCCACCGCAGCAUCACCACCAUCAACAGCUGCUGCACCAUGGUCCACCAGGAGCAACAGCAGCAGCAGCAGCAGGUCGAGCACCACCACCGGGUAGUAACUUUGGCAAACCGGGCAUGAAACCAAAUCCACUGCUACCGCCUGGCAUCCAGCAGCAACAUUCCGGCAUGGGUAAUCCACUGCUCGCACCUCACGGUCUACCGAUGGGCUUUCCGCUUGGCUUUCCUCCCGGUGGUGCUGGUGGCCGGAUGGACUUUCGACCCGGAAACAACAGGCCACGGUUCUCGGCGAGACCCAACUUCCCGCCAGACAUGAACCAUCCGUUCCGUGCAAUGGAACGCAUGAACUUUCCACGUGGUGGCCAUCCGGGUCUGGGACCACGCGGUAUGCCUGGCAUGCUGGGGAAUCACGGUCUCGGACCGGGCGGUCCUAUGCCACCGCAUCGUGGAUUUCCACCGCGACCUCAUCCGUUCGAUAUGAUGCGACCCGUGCGUCCAGGUGAUCGAGCAGCGUACCGACCGAUGGGUGCUGCCAAUCCGGCCAACCCGAUGUACCGUGGAGCGGCACCACUAAAUGGCCCAGCAGGUGGCGCAGGAUUACAGCCAGGAGCAGCAGGUCUCAGGGCAGGCCCAGGGCCGAAUGGUGGCCCACCGUUCGGUGCGGGAACUCAGAUGCCUACGGGAGUAACGGUCAGUUCGGCGGCUAAUACGAUGGGUGCAACAUCAAUUCCGCAAUCACUAGUUUCUGGCUCAUUUGACCCGAUGUCCGUCGGUGGUGGUGGUGGUGGUGGUGCGAAGGUACUUCAAGCAGCUGCAAUUCCACCGGCCGUUCCCGUAGCACCGUUCCCGCAGAAAGUUCUUAUCAACCCAAACUUUAAAGGGGGUGUUGAGGCUGUUAAGAAUCAAAUGAUGCGUGAUGCUGUACUCAAUGCGCAGCAAUUUGGUGCGGCCAGCUCCGUUGGUAAUGCGACUGUAGCCGUGGCCGCUGCUGCGGCCGCCGUCGCCGCCUCCGCCAGGAACGUUAGUGAUGAAGAGUUGCUGCGCCAGCAAGAAGAGUUCAUAAACAAGAACCGGAUUGAGGUGGAGAAGCGUCGCCACGAGCGAUCACCAUCGAGGGAACGGGAUCGGGAUCGAUCGCGCGAACGAGAUCGCGAACGUGAUCGUGCACGGUCUCGGGAACGUGAACGAUCGCGUGAACGAGAGCGUGAAAGGGAGCGUGAUCGGGAACGUGAGCGUGACCGGGAACGAGAAAUGCGUGGCCGCUCACGCGAUCGAGACCGGGAACCGUUGCGGGCUCGGUCACGGGAUCGCGAUCGAGAGUAUUCACCACGGCGGCCGCACCAUCGGGGAGGCGGAAGCCGAGAGCGCGAACUGGUGGGCAGACCGGGACGGAGAGCUGCCGGCGGUCGGGGUCGUGAUGGGCGCGAGUGGGAUGAAGAUGGUCGGUUCCCGAAUCGUCGACGAAGCGGUGAUUACGCAGACAACCAUCGGGGUAAUCACGAGCGUCAUGAUGAUGAUGAGGAUCCGGAAACGCGAGCGUAUCGUAUCGAGAUCGAGAAGCAAAAGGCUGCCCGGGAGAAGAUUCUGCGCGAAAAAGAGAUGCGCCGGAAGCGGGCAGCUGAGGAGAAGACGAAAAGUCGAUCGAAUGAGAGUAAACCUCACGAGAACACACCACCCAAGCUCACGCCCCUGGUUGUGACGGAAAAAAAGAUCAUUACGUUGAAGAAGAAAUCGGACCACAGCGCUGUGGCCACAUCGAGCCAUGAUGAUGAACCCCGGUCCGGGCGUCAAUCCGAACGGAGCAACAACAAAGCGGACGAUCACCGUGCUGCCGGUGGCCGAGCAAACGAUCAGCACGAAUCGAAUGAAGCCACCACAACCACUGUCACCGUAUCCGGUACGAGCUAUGAUCGGCAACGCCACAACAGCGAUCUGCACUCGGAAGCCGUGGAGCUCGAUAUUCUCGAGGAACUGUUGUUGCGGGAACCAACGCCUGAACCGAUGACGCCAACGAAACCGAAACCGGUGGUAACGACAGCGACCACAAGUCAGGUGACGACCACUAGCCCUUCGACGGCUUCCAACCGUACCGUCGUUUCAACAUCGUCGAGCAGCGCAGGAAGUAGCACCUCGAACUCGACCUCGACCAGAGAACGCAGCGGUGGCAGUCGUAGGAUCGUCCUGAAACCGAUGGCAGCGAGUUCCAGCAGCAGCAGCAGCACCAGCAGUAGAGCAGUAGCAGCAGGAUCGUCUGGGCGAGGACAGCAGCAACAGGACCGGCAGGAUGCGGCUAGCAGCAGUGGCAGCAACAAUCAACACCAGGUGUCCUCCGGAAACAGUGGCAACAACAAGCGACCCAUUUUUGAUCGACUAGCCGGCCGCGUCGGUUUACACGAAUCCGGUAAACAAAAGAUUCAAAGGUUAGUCAAGCGUAAUUAAGCCCUUGUAAGUUUGCUGGCCACGCAUAAUUAGCGAACCCAUUGCCGCUGACACAUGCGCAUAGCUCUGCCGUUGUUUUGCUCUAUCUUCUCUAUCUGUGGAGAAGAGGGUAAUUAUUGAAAAGGAUAGGGAACUUUCCCUUCGUCUUCGUCUCUGUUUCAGCUACCCUGAGUGCCGGGUAGCCGCCCAGCUCAUGAAAAUCGAGUGUACAGCAAACAUAGAUCGAUAAGUAGAAAUAGCAGCGAACAAUUACACUUAACACAUUAAGGCGUUCUGAGCCAAACGAACGAGAUGAACACGACCGGUCACGCCACUCGUUCGAGCGUGUUUUAGAACGGAACUCUUGAUCGUUAUCCAUCGCCACAGAUAAGACACACACUAUAGGGGCACACGCUGAUGCACGAUUGACGGGACUGUUACUGGCAUUCUAGGGCCUCCCAAGUGUGUCUCCAUUAGUGUUAGGAUACGUUUUCUUUUUUUACUCACUCUUUUCGUCGUCUUUUUUAAGUAACUGUUUUAACCCUGGUCACGUGAUCAAUCAUGAGCAUGAAUUCGAUAGUAGUGCGAACGGUUGCUAUGACAAUUUCCCCAUUUUUUUUAUUCUCUAGUUUAAUAAUUUUUGCUAUAAUGUUACACAUACCGUCUGUGCGCAUCAAUGCGUUGGUAAGAAAUGCUUCUUGAAAAAUAAGAACUUUGACAAUUUUAUCCUGCUGACUAAUCAUGAUGUCGUUUCGAAAAGUUUUCCUUUUGUUUUUACCCGUGUUUCCGUACCGUAUACCACCCCUUUUCCAGACUAUUUACGACACUUUCUUGUGCGAUGCUUUGCACUAACUUUGCAUUAACAAUAGAUACUUCGUCAUACUAUGGCUACGGCAAGAAGCGGCGGCGUGUCGCUUUUGUUUUUAACGCCUAGGAUCACUGCGUUAAGCCGUCGUCAAUGAAUUGUAGAGAGCAGUAGCAUCAUUAAUUGCACGGAUACACUCUUUUGACUUGACGUUCACAUGUGCAAACAAGAGAGUAAGAUCUUACUCCCGUUGUAUGUGAAAAUUUCGUGUAUCAACUUAGGGAAGGGCAAAUGUUUAGGAAAUAGUAUGAUGUUGAUUGCAAUAGCGAUGCAAUACUUUACUGUUGAACGUGCGCGGACCCGAAUGUGGCACGAACGAAGUGAGUAAUACAAAAACAGCACAGGUUGGUGGCCAAAGCAUUCAUUUGUGGUUUACAUUUUUUGUGCGGUAGUCGUUUUAGAUUUCGAGUAAUAGUACGAAGGGGAAGCAAAUGCUUAUAUUAAAUUAGAUGAGAGCGAAAAUAGAUGAUUCUCCAAACAACAAUAACACUCACAUUGCUACCGCUACUGGAGUCGGUAGCGUGGUUCUGUUCUGUUAGAAAUUCUGCUUUUGCGUUGUGUGAACGCUAUGAGUAACGUUUAUAAGGCAUAACGAUGCACCACUUUCCAACUAUGAACCUUAUCAACUAAGAUAACCAAUAAAAUAAUAAAUUAUCACAAACUGUUCACGCAAAGAGCUAGUGACACGUGUGAGAUGAUGGAGUACGACGGUUCAGUCUCUCCACGAAACAGUACAAUUGCGAUCGUGCAAGUGGUUUUUAUUCUGUAAAUAAUAGUGAGUGCUUCCCUCUAUGCGCAAGACAGGGGAAAGCGGAAGUCAAUAAGCGUGCCGAGCGUGCUGAUUAAGCGAUAAGAAGGUAGACUGGGUCCACCAACCAUUACCAACGCGUCGUUAUCUCGUUAUGAUGUUCUUUUUCGGUAGAAUUUAUUUCGGUUUCAAACAUGACUUUAGUUCAUAAGCAUCCAUCCACCGGACGCGGAUGGAAAAAAAAGCCACGUGGCUAAUCACAAACUGACGACAAAUCGAUAGAAAACGCGCGAUUUUGGUGGUGAUGAAGACGCGUUGUCGUGCAUUAUUCACGCGAACUGUAACAAUAGUACAAAAUAGUCUGCCUAGAGAGAACGGAGUCCACCAAGUGGAAUGGAAACACCCCCGGGAGGAAUCGUGUAGUAGCUUUGAGCAGGUGUAGGAAUCGAAAAACCCGUUAUAGAAAUCUCCUUAAGUCCGUUUUAUCUUACGGAUUAACUGCAUUUACUAGUCCACUUGCUGGUGCUUAAGAUGGUAUCGGUAGUUUGAUUUUACAUUUUAGGUUUCCGUUGAUACAGUAACGUUAAGUUAUGCAGCUAAAGUCGAAGUUAGUAGUGCACGUAGUGUUUGCGCGACACGAUCCUCGUGGCCGGCGGUGCCUGAUCGAAUCGACGCUACUUUAGAUGUAAAUGCUUGGAUCGUAAAGACGAAACAAGGCUGAAAGCCUGUUAGUGGUAUACUAGGCUAGCCAAGCUUGUCGCAAACGGAGUAUGCCUUGCUACGCCGGACGAAAGCCGGUGAUACAGUAGAAAAUGACAGGGUUCGCGGGAAAAUACGUUGUUAAAAUAAUUAAAUCGGCUUACACUGGUUGCUGUUUCAUGACUGGGAUUAGUAUCGUGAAAGCGUUGCGAUGGCAACCAACACGGUACUGUAGGCGACAAAACGUGAUAGCUUCGUUGGUUUCCUUCUGUCUGUUUCUCUCUCUAUCUCUCUGUUUCUUUCUAUCUCUCUGUAUCACUCUAUUCUGAAAUGAUAUCGUUCUCCAUUUACUCCAUACAAUCUCAUUCUUCCGUAGAAAGGCUCUAAGACGUUAAGAACGGUGUCCUCGUAUUAGGCUUCUUUUAACGCGUUUUACACUACUUUAGAUGAAAGAAGUGUUGCCAUAGUCAGACCUCUAAGCCCAUACUUGUCCCUGUAUUUUAAACCCUCACCAGAAUUCCUUAAUCAUAGCCCAUCUUGUCCCACCUCCCUCCCAUCGUUCUCUGUUGCGAGUGGUUUGAUCUCAAAUUUGCUCUUGAUCGUUUUCUGUUAAAGUUUUUUUUUUAUUUUGAUCGUAUAAUACAUUCCAUUAUUCUAGCCACAUGAUCGGGGGAAUUACAGAUGGGGGUAAUGGGGUUUUUUUUCUUCUUUAAAACAUAAAACAGAUCUCCUCAAAAAGAUGCGCACUCGAAAACGCCAAACAUAC
Molecule: messenger RNA, 6381 nt
Organism: Anopheles aquasalis
Lineage: Eukaryota; Metazoa; Arthropoda; Insecta; Diptera; Culicidae
Product: protein SPT2 homolog
Biological process (GO): ubiquitin-dependent protein catabolic process; protein ubiquitination; mRNA processing
Cellular component (GO): nucleus
Molecular function (GO): ubiquitin protein ligase activity
Source: RefSeq, a predicted model, not a curated record